Molecule: messenger RNA, 454 nt
Organism: Uranotaenia lowii
Lineage: Eukaryota; Metazoa; Arthropoda; Insecta; Diptera; Culicidae
Product: tyrosine-protein kinase Btk29A-like
Exons: 5
Biological process (GO): intracellular signal transduction
Source: RefSeq, a predicted model, not a curated record
AUGGAGAAACGCCGGGAGCGUGGCCGGAUAAGCGUUCGCUGGGUGCGUCUAGUGGAGCCCGCAAUAUUGCACGGCGAGGGUGGUGAUACGGCGGCACCGGAUGGUUACCCUUUCCAGGUAGGAUACUGCGAAAGUGACGGCAUCUAUCCGGGUACGACGUUGCCACAGUACACGCUCUAUCUGGUAGCGGAUAGCGAGAAGGAACGCACCGAGUGGGUGCUGACGUUACGAAAAGCUUGCGAAGAAUACAGUCCCAAAUCGUCCCGAUAUCAUCCUAGUCUUUGGCAAGGCCGAAAAUGGUCCUGCUGUAAAUCGCCUUACAGGCGGGCGUUAGGCUGUCAGCUGGCAACGCACUGGCCGGAGUACAACAACAAUCCAAGCAAUUUAGAAAACUGUUCUUACCCAAAAAUCAACCCAAAUCGUUCAUCAUGUAACCAAAUCCGCAACAGAGAAG